AUGGCACCCUCUCUCGAACCUCCAGAAUCCGUCGAGGACGUCCUCGCCAACCCCCUCAAACAAAAACCCCAACUCGUCGCCCCAGAACCCGAACACUGUCCCGGCCCAGAAUCCCAACAAGCCGGCACCGCCGACUCCUGCGCCGGCUGCCCGAACCAAGCCAUCUGCGCAUCCGCACCCAAGGGCCCCGACCCCGACAUCCCCGCCAUCACAGCACGCCUCGCUGGCGUGCGCCACAAGAUCCUCGUGCUAAGCGGGAAAGGCGGAGUCGGCAAGAGCACGCUGACGGCUCAGCUGGCGCGGGCGCUGGCGGCCAACCCGGAGGUGUCGGUCGGCGUGAUGGAUACGGAUAUCUGCGGGCCGAGUAUCCCCAAGAUGCUGGGCGUUGAGGACGGGCAGAUCCACGUGAGCGGGUCUGGGUGGUCGCCGAUCUAUGUUGAGGAUAACCUGGCCGUGAUGUCGAUCCAGUUCAUGCUGCCGGGCCGGGAUGACGCGAUUAUCUGGCGCGGGCCGAAGAAGAAUGGGUUGAUUAAGAAGUUUUUGAGGGAUGUUGAGUGGGGGGAGUUGGAUUUCUUGCUGGUGGAUACCCCGCCGGGAACAAGCGACGAGCAUUUGAGCGUCAACACGUUUCUCAAGGAGAGCAAGAUUGAGGGCGCGGUGGUGGUCACCACCCCGCAGGAGGUCUCGCUGCUGGAUGUACGGAAGGAGAUUGACUUUUGCCGGAAAGCCGGUAUCCGGAUUCUGGGACUGGUCGAGAACAUGUCGCUGUUCGUGUGUCCCAAGUGCACACACGCGACCGAGAUCUUCAAGGCUACGACGGGUGGGGGGCGGGCGCUAGCGAAGGAGAUGGGAAUUCCGUUUCUGGGAGCUGUUCCGCUUGACCCACGGUUGGGUAUGUCGUGUGAUUAUGGCGAGAGUUUCUUCGAUGCGUUCCCGGAUAGUCCGGCGUGUCUAGCGCUGAAGCAGGUCGUCAAGGGGAUGGCGGGGCAGGUUGGGUUGGAUCCGGAUGAGAUUGUGCCGGAGGGAUGA
Molecule: messenger RNA, 1029 nt
Organism: Dichotomopilus funicola
Lineage: Eukaryota; Fungi; Ascomycota; Sordariomycetes; Sordariales; Chaetomiaceae
Product: P-loop containing nucleoside triphosphate hydrolase protein
Exons: 1
Coding region: 1-1029 (342 amino acids)
Biological process (GO): iron-sulfur cluster assembly
Cellular component (GO): cytosol
Molecular function (GO): ATP-dependent FeS chaperone activity; ATP binding; 4 iron, 4 sulfur cluster binding
Source: RefSeq, a predicted model, not a curated record